Molecule: messenger RNA, 476 nt
Organism: Corvus hawaiiensis (hawaiian crow)
Lineage: Eukaryota; Metazoa; Chordata; Aves; Passeriformes; Corvidae
Gene: CHCHD1
Product: coiled-coil-helix-coiled-coil-helix domain containing 1
Exons: 3
Coding region: 35-406 (123 amino acids)
Biological process (GO): mitochondrial translation
Cellular component (GO): mitochondrial ribosome; nucleoplasm; mitochondrion
Molecular function (GO): RNA binding
Source: RefSeq, a predicted model, not a curated record
CUCCGCCCCGCUCCGCCCCGCGCUCCGGGCGGGCAUGGCGGCGGCCGCGUACCCCGCCUGGGUGACGCGCUGGGUGUCCGGGCAGUGGCGGAACAAGAAGCGGCCCCCGGCGCUCCGCCCGCCCCGGCCGCUGGCGCUGGCCGACCAGGUGGCGAACCGCCGGGAGCAGCUGACAGAGGCUACGUGCAUUACGGAGAUGUCGGUAAUGAUGGCCUGCUGGAAACAGAAUGACUUCAACGAUGCACCUUGUACCGAGGAGAUCCGGAUGUUCUAUGACUGCGUGGCAAAGGCAGAAAAAGAGCGCAAGAAUCAAAAUGAGGACACCCUGUCAUCCAGGGGAAACUUGCCUUCAAGCAAAGUGAACAAGCUCUUGAAGAGGUUUCCUCAGAUCACCCGUUAUGUAUAAUGUACUUUAUGAAAGGGACUGUGGACAAGCAAUUAAAGUUGGGGUCUUUGUCAAAAAAGAGGAAAGUCAA